AUGCUUCUUUUCUGGACUGCACUACAUCUCAACUCCCUCGACACCAUACGGCAAGCCGCGGUACAAGAUCCACUCACCGCGAAUAUCCAAGAAUCGCGUCUUCACCUGCUCAUUGUAGCUACAAGUAGUGGCCUCGACUUGUGCCGCCUUCUUCUCUCCGCGUCGGUGCUCUUGUACCCACCUCCUGUUCUCAUCGACUGGGCAGGAGCGGGCGCAUUCAACGCUGCAGAAACUCACCUUGCGAAAAUCGCGGGUCCUCUUCGCUACCUCGAGAGUCUGUCCCCCGCACAAGAUACAGACAUAGUCUUACUGGUGGAUGGCUUCGAUGUUACGUUCCAGCUCGGUCCGGAUGUCUUGCUAAAGCGUUACUUCGAAGAAACGGCUGCCGCCAAUGAUCGGCUGCUCAACCGGUACGGCAAAAGCCAUAUGCGGAAACACAAGAUUUACAACAGCAUCCUUUUCGGCCCUGACAAAGUAUGCUGGCCAGAAGAUGUUCUUCGCUUAGCGUGCUGGGUCGUUCCUGACUCACCUCUUCACCCCGACGCUUUUGGCCCUUACACUGAUGGAUGGGGUGAUAUGAAUCACGCAAGACCGCGCUGGCUGAACUCAGGCACCAUCAUCGGGCCCGCUGGCGAAAUGCGCGAGAUGUUUCGUGCAACUCAAGAAAAGAUCAAGCAGACGUACAAUCCCGAAGACGUGCUGCGCAACUCCGAUCAGAAGUACUUUGCAGACGUAUGGGGUGAUCAAGAGUAUGCGCGCAUACUAUCGCAUGGAGAUAAGCCCUACGGGAUGCCCGAAGGAGUUCAAGAAAUUGACCUACCAACGCUCAAGGAAGGCGAAGUGACUGAAUAUCACAUUGGGCUGGACUAUCGAUCGAGCCUAUUCCAAACAGCUGCGGGGUAUAGGAACUACAUUGCUUGGAUGGCGACGAACCGAUCCUCGCUUCCUUCAUCAUCGAAAUCCGUGGAGCCGUACAGGAUUGAUCUACAGGAGGACGUGCUGCAGUCAAGGAAGCCAUUUGCUGCUAUAUCAGAUGAUCCGGCCUUGAAGGAAACUUCGUGGCGAGAUGUGUCUCUGGGUUUCAACACAGUUACUGGCCAGCCUUUCCCAGUGCUCCACUUCACAGGCGACAAGUCAUUUCGAGACACUUGGUGGCCCCGCAUGUGGUACUCUGGAGAGGCUGAGCGCCUUCAACGCGCGGCAUCUCAAGUAAACGACGAGAAGAUUGGGUCAGAUCCUAUCAAUGGAGUUCGGUGGACCAAGAACAUGCCGUACGACAGUAAAGUAGGUGAGCCAGAGGAGAAGUCGGGGGCUUGGAGUGACCAGGGGGCAUCGCUCUCGUGGAAAUCUCUUUGCGAGUCGCAUGAACCUGCGUUGUACAGUGGAGAGGCAGAGAAAGUCUCGUUUUGGGACACUAUAUACCAUUGA
This is a messenger RNA of Alternaria infectoria, 1428 nucleotides long. RefSeq lists its product as uncharacterized. NCBI's taxonomy places the organism in Eukaryota, Fungi, Ascomycota, Dothideomycetes, Pleosporales, Pleosporaceae. The transcript has 2 exons. The record is from RefSeq and is a predicted model, not a curated record. Bases 1 to 1428 code for a protein of 475 amino acids.